This is a messenger RNA of Ooceraea biroi (clonal raider ant), 2982 nucleotides long. Its product is annotated as U3 small nucleolar RNA-associated protein 14 homolog A. NCBI's taxonomy places the organism in Eukaryota, Metazoa, Arthropoda, Insecta, Hymenoptera, Formicidae. The record is from RefSeq and is a predicted model, not a curated record. Gene Ontology annotation, biological process: rRNA processing. Gene Ontology annotation, cellular component: small-subunit processome; nucleolus.
GUGAAGAGUUUUCAGUUGCGCUUGCGCGUGUUUGGUAGAUGGAAAGGAGUUACUGUCGCACUUGGUUUCUUUCAUGAGUUUGAUUGCACCAAGUAUCUUCACACGUGGUGUGAUAUGUGAUUUUCGUGAUUAGGAAACUAUUAUACAAAUAUAUGGUUUCGUUAAUUUGAAAGUACUGAUUAAUACUAGAAGAGAAUUUAGAACAAUAUAAUGACGGAACCACAUAGCAAGCUUGUCGAGGCUGUGGCGCAGCUCGACAAAGGACAACGAAUUAAGAAAGCAGAAAGAAGUGAGCCUACUAUAGAGGUAUCAGAGUAUCAUUUGGUAAAAAGUGGAAUAUCGAAUGAUAAUGUGGUACGUCCAGAGGACCUGGCAAAAUCAUUAGGGCAGAAAGGACAUCAACAUGAAAUUACUAAGAAACUUCGAUACGUCAGACAGAAAUGCAAGGUUCUUCCUAAGCCAUUGGAGAAACCAGCUGCUGAAAGAAUAAAACGAGUAGUCGGAUUUGAUGAGACUAAGAAGGAAUUGAGCAAAUGGAAUGCUACUAUUGCGAGAAACAGGACGGUAGAGCACUUGUCCUUCCCAUUAAAUCAUGCCGCAAAGAUGAAGAAUUCUCCUACCACGGAAUAUCUGAAAAGAUUUCGGAUUAAGUCGGAUCUUAUGAAGAGACUGGAAGAGGUGGAUCCAUCUGUGCAAUUUCCUGCAAUGGAGCAGGAAAAAGAUGACAAAGACGAAAAUGUAUACCAAGAUAUCAAAACGCAAAUGAUAGACAAGAGAAAAGAAGCGGCUAGACUCAGAGCAUUGCAGUCGUACAAAGAGGCGAAGGCACGCCGUCAGCGCAAGAUCAAAAGUAAAAAGUUCCAUCGUAUCCAAAGAAAGGAAAAAGUUAAGCAGCAGUUGAAGGACUUUGAGAAGCUGCAAAAAGUUGAUCCGCAGGAGGCACUGACCAAGUUAGACCAAUUGGAUAGGAGCCGCGCGGAGGAGCGAAUGUCACUAAGACACAAGAACACUGGGAAAUGGGCGAAAAAUAAGCAGAUUAGAGCAAAAUACGACAACGAUACUCGACAAGUACUUGCUGAGCAGCUGGCAAUUGGCAGAGAAUUAACGCAGAAGAUACGAAUGGCCGACAGUGAUGAAGAAAACGAGGAAGACCAGGUCCCCUUCGUAAUUUCGAAAGAAAAUAAAGACAACUCGUCGCAGGGCGUAAAGACCAAGUCCGAAAUUAACGAAUUCAUACAGAGUUAUCGGACAUACUGGGAUAAGAAGAAUCAGGAAGAAAAAGAGAAGAAAGUCUCAAAGACUGCUAGUGAAUCUAAUUCUGAUAAAAACUGCUCAUUAUCGAAGAACAAAUCAGAAAAACAGAACUCUGAUGAAGCAAGUAAAAGUAAAGAGGAUAAUUCUGCAAAUGAGGAAACUAAAGAGUCUGAAAUUAAAGAAGAGAGCAAAAAUUUCGGUAAUUCUGCAAGUCAGAAAACAAAAGAAUCUGUUAAAAUUAAAAGAGAAAAUAAAGGGAAUGCACGAUGUACUAUAGUUUCAGAGGAGAUACUAUUAGAUAAAGUGAAGUUAUGCAAGAACGUAACAAACAAUAUUUCGACAAAUACGAUAAAUAAAGUGAUAAAUUCGGCAAAUAAAGAAGCAAAUACGACGAAUAAAGAGGCAAAUAUAACAAAUAAAGAGAUAAGUACGGUAAAUAAAAAGGCAAAUACGGCAAAUAAAGAGGCAAAUACGAGAAAGAAAGAGAUAAAUACCGCAAAUAAAGAAGCAAAUAUAGCAAAUACAAAGGCAAAUAGGACAAGUAAAGAGGCAAAGGAUAAAAAGCGCAAAAACUUCUGUAACGAUGCGUGUAUGUCUGUAUGGGAUGUUGAAGAAGUACAAUCUAAUGAGGAAACAAAAGACAAACGGUGUAAUAAAAAAUCCAAGAUAUCCAAACUGCAAAGUAUAGAUGAAAUGUUUGACUUAUUGGAAGAAAAUAUUCAGCGUAAAGCAGAUCUAAAACUCCAGAAAGCCAAGAAGAAACGUGAGAUCAACAGCAAGAAGAAAAUAAAGAAGCAAGAGGAGAAGAAGAAAAAGGAGGAAGAGAGUGAAGAUAACGAAGACAUUCCGGAUCUUGAAUUUACAAAUUUCAACCCUAAACCUAUUUUGGACCAAUCAUUGGACGAAACAAUUGCUGCAGAAUCUCUGCAGGAAGACAAUCGGAUAAAUUUGAUGAAAAUAGCUAACACAGAGCAGGAACCACUCGACAAGUCGAAUGAUCAAAAAACGGUAGACCUCGACAAGUAUGAUAAUAUUAAACCGAAAGAUUUGGAGACACAACUGCCAGACCUUUCGGAUGAUGAAGGUACGGUAGACAACACUGCACCAGAAGACGGAAUAGACGAAUAUCAAUCGAAUAGAAUUCAAUUGACUGAAAUGGUUUACGAUACGUUCGCGGAGGAUGGCCAAGAGGACUUUACGAAAGAGAAGGAAGAAGAGAGUAAGAAUAAGCAGCCGGAAAACUCGGAUGGAACUAUGCCUGGGUGGGGAAGCUGGAGCGGGCCAAACAUCACGAAGAAUAAGAGGAAUCGUCGGAAGAAGCAAACUAUCCUUCUUAACGUCCCUAACGAGGCGCCACGUAAGGACGAGAACAAAGGCAAGCUGAUCAUUUUCGAGGAUACGAACAAAAAGUUGAAGGAGCAUCUGGUCAGCGAGUUGCCGUAUCCGUUCACAACAGUUAACGACUACGAGGCGACUCUCAGGGCACCUGUCAGCAGAACGUUUGUCCCGGAAAACGCUCAUCGGCGCCUGAUUCAGCCGGCAGUGGAAACGAAGAUCGGUCAGGUGAUUGAGCCAAUGGAUGAAGACGUGUUGGUGAAGAAGCAACCGAUGGUAAAGAAACCGCAGAAGCGAGGCAUCGAUAAGAAGAGUAACAGUAAAAGAUCUAUUGUAAAAAACAAUAAGAAAAGGCGUGUAAAUUAGUAAAAUAAAAAAAAAUGUAUAAAUUAA